Asparagus officinalis (garden asparagus) is the source of this 846-nucleotide messenger RNA. RefSeq lists its product as uncharacterized. The record is from RefSeq and is a predicted model, not a curated record. Bases 1 to 846 code for a protein of 281 amino acids. NCBI's taxonomy places the organism in Eukaryota, Viridiplantae, Streptophyta, Magnoliopsida, Asparagales, Asparagaceae. The transcript has 2 exons.
AUGUCUCAAUCUAAAAAUUUUCACCCAGCUCUUGCUGUCUCCAACAUUAGGAAUCAUGUUCCUAUUAUUCUCGAGAUGGAAAACGUGCAAUACUCAACAUGGGCGGAGUUGUUCAAGGUUCAUGCACGUUCGAACAAGGUUCUCCAUCACAUCAUACCUCCUCCGGAAGACAAAGCGAAGGCCACGGUCGAGGAGGAGGAUGCCGACAUGUGGGCUACUCUUGAUGCCACGGUCUUGUCGUGGAUUUACGCCAUGAUAUCUAAUGACCUUCUACAAACCAUACUUGAACCUGAUGCUACGGCAAUGGAGGCUUGGAACCGUUUACGUGACAUUUUCCAAGACAAUAAGCAUUCCCGUGCGGUCACUCUUGAGCAGCAUUUUUCAACCACCAAGAUGGAAAAUUACCCCAAUGUCUCGGCAUACUGUCAACGGCUAAAGUCCUUGGCCGAUCAAUUGAAGAACGUCGGGGCUCCGGUGUCUGAGAGUCGUUUGGUGCUUCAACUUGUCUCUGGUCUCACUACUCCGUACCGUGGUGUGGGUACAAUGAUCCGACAAAGUGAUCCCCUCCCUCCUUUUUAUCAAGCCAGGUCCAUGCUUACUCUUGAGGAAUCAGGCUUAGCUAAGGAGGCGGCAAUGGCGUCCGAUUCUGCUAUGGUCGUUGCUCCGAAUGAGGACGAUGGCUCCCCCUUUGUUCCCUCUCAUUCGGGACAGGGGAGGGUUCAACAACAUUCUGGCCGAAAACAGCAACAGAAUGGCCGAAAAAAUUCAGGCGGCCGCGGCAAUGGCUGGCCCGCAAGGACGGCCACAGCAACAGAGUCCAUUCUGGGGGUGGGGUCCGUUUCCUAA